Molecule: messenger RNA, 1329 nt
Organism: Botrytis deweyae
Lineage: Eukaryota; Fungi; Ascomycota; Leotiomycetes; Helotiales; Sclerotiniaceae
Exons: 2
Coding region: 1-1329 (442 amino acids)
Biological process (GO): chorismate biosynthetic process; aromatic amino acid biosynthetic process
Cellular component (GO): cytosol
Molecular function (GO): FMN binding; chorismate synthase activity
Source: RefSeq, a predicted model, not a curated record
AUGUCUACAUUUGGUCAAUAUUUCAAAGUUACUACCUACGGAGAGUCGCAUUGUCGCUCUGUAGGAUGUAUAGUCGACGGAGUUCCGCCAGGAAUGGAGCUCACAGAAGCAGACAUUCAACCCCAGAUGACUCGUCGUCGUCCAGGUCAAUCCGCCCUCACCACUCCCCGCGAUGAAAAAGAUAAAGUCGAGAUCCAAUCUGGCACAGAAUUCGGAAUCACCCUUGGCACACCUAUUGGAAUGAUUGUUCGUAAUCAAGAUCAACGACCACACGAUUAUGGAAACAAAACAAUGGACCUUUACCCUCGUCCUUCUCAUGCGGAUUGGACAUACCUCGAGAAGUACGGUGUAAAGGCUAGCAGUGGUGGUGGAAGAAGUAGCGCAAGAGAAACAAUUGGUAGAGUUGCAGCAAGUGCAAUUGCUGAAAAAUAUCUAAGACUCGCUCAUGGAAUUGAAAUUGUCGCAUUCGUUUCUUCCGUUGGCAGUACCCAUAUGUUCCCACCAACCGUCGAACACCCAAGUCCCUCCACAAACCCCGCCUUCCUCUCACUUAUACAAGACAUUACACGGGAACGCGUCGACGAAUUUGUUCCGGUCCGCUGCCCUGACGCUAAAGCAUCCGAGAAAAUGGCCGAAGUUAUCGCAGAAUAUAGAGAUAAGCAAGACAGCAUUGGAGGAACUGUUACUUGCGUAAUCCGUAAUGUUCCUUCUGGCCUUGGUGAACCUUGUUUCGAUAAAAUGGAAGCAAUGCUUGCUCAUGCUAUGCUAAGUAUUCCAGCCUCUAAAGGUUUCGAAAUCGGAUCCGGAUUUGGUGGCUGUGAAGUCCCAGGGUCUAAACACAAUGAUCCAUUUAUUCUUGCUACUGAAGUACCACCCCUCGAGACUGGGGCAUCAAAGAAUGGAAUCCCUCGUCCUAAGUUAACAACUAAGACAAACAAUUCUGCCGGUAUUCAAGGAGGUAUCACAAAUGGUGCACCCAUCUAUUUCCGUGUAGCUUUCAAACCGGCAGCCACCAUUGGUCAAGCCCAACAAACUGCCACUUAUGACGGUAGUGGUUCCGGUAUUCUCGAAGCCAAGGGUCGUCAUGAUCCAUGCGUUGUUCCUCGUGCAGUACCUAUUGUAGAGGCAAUGGCAGCUCUCACAGUCAUCGAUGCAUUAAUGGCACAACAAGCCCGUCAAACCUCAAGGAGUCUGUUACCACCUCUCAAAAAUAUUGUACCUGCAAAAUACACACUAGUAGGUGGUGAAGCUGCAAAGGAGAAGAUGGAAAUACAGGAUAAGGGAGUUGCAGGUGGUAUUGAUGGGGAGGUUUUGAACGGAUCAAAUUAA